GUCAGUUCAACCCCAUGAAGGAGAACUUCAUUUUUUCCAUACACUCAACUUUGAUCUGUCAGCCUCAUCAAUUCACUGUCCUUGGCCAUCCGAGAAUCUUGACAGUAAAAUUGCUCAAUAAUCAGGAAGAGGGAAUAUGUUUUCAGAAAACAAUUAAAAUCUGAUUUGUAAGUAUCAAUCCUCAUUCAUCAAAUUUAUUCCAUGAUCGGUCAUGGAGGAAGUCAACAUACACCAAUUAUCUCAAGAUUGGACACCGAAGAUUAGCUUGGUAGCAGUGUCAAUUGCAGAAGAUGCCAAACAGAGACAAAAACUAUCUCUAACGCAGGUUUUCGAGGUUUCGAACAGACAUGGCUGCAUGCUGGGGCAAUAUGUACAUGAUGAUCCAGGAAGUGAAGACAAAUGGCAUUUGGAACUUCGAUAUGACAAGCUCACAUGGGAAACAACACCUCUCGAAAUUGAAAUCCUAGAUAUCAUAGGAUGUGUUCUUUCUCAGUUCAGCAAAUUUCCCGCAAAUUGUGAUCGAAAAUCACCAAGAAAUUGUCACACUAUAUUAUUUUUUACUGACUACUGUACUAUUCAGGGUUAUUGCGCUCACGACAAUACUGAAUUGGAAAAGUUCCAUGAGGUUAUUCAGUUGGAUCUCGAAUUUAGGUGAUUGCAAGUUGGCAAUAAAUGCAACGGACAAACGUACGAACAAUUCACGAAAGCGGCUUUCAUAAACAUCAAACAUUACCUCAUCUGGGUCCAAGAAUUUCCUUUCAACGAAGAAAUGGAGGCACUAUCACCGAGAGACGUCAAUACGAACAUCCGAACGAAACCAAUGGCGCAAAAAGCACCUCCCCCAGCUAAGCUAGCAAGAGAAAAGGAUCAUCCUCCACCACCGCCUAGUGAGGUACCAGAACCACCAUGUUCAGACCGAAAGGAUGGUUCCAUAUAUAGGACCGGCCGCUGCCUUGGAAAGGGAGGAUUUGCUAUCUGUUACGAGGGUCAACUCAAAGGGACAAGGAAGAAGUACGCUCUGAAGAUUGUCAAAAGCCACAUGUCACAAAAGAAAAUGGAGCAGAAGGUUAGUCCAGUGACCCUCGAUCAUAGCAUCAUAAUUAAACCCUUGUAACAGUUUCAAACCGAGCUUCAAAUUCAUUCAAAAAUGAAUCACCCAAAUAUUGUUCGGUUUCACCGAGCAUUUUCAUAUGAUCAAUGCACUUACAUUGCUAUGGAACUUUGCCCUAAUGCUUCAUUAAUGGAUAUGGUCAAAAAGAGGAAAUACCUCACGGAACCGGAGGUUCGUUUCUACACUGUUCAGAUCGCUGGAGCUAUCAAAUAUAUGCAUGCGAGAGGUAUAAUACACCGUGAUCUAAAGAUGGGAAAUAUAUUUUUAGACAAGGAUAUGAAUGUGAAAAUUGGUGAUUUCGGCCUUGCAGCAUUGCUCAUGUCGAAUAAGGAUAUGGCCGCAUGUCGGAGGACAACUUUGUGUGGGACUCCCAAUUAUAUUGCGCCUGAGAUUCUAUCCAAGAACAAUGGUGGGCACGACCAUGCAGUUGACAUAUGGAGCUUGGGUAUCAUUAUGUCAGUCAACAUUUCGUUCAGUAUGAAAGUCUUUAUGCUAACCAAUACAAUACAGUUUUGCUAUGCUUACCGGGAAACCACCAUUUCAAUCCGCUACAGCUGACGAGAUUUAUCGACGAGCCAAGGAAAGAGAAUACACCUGGCCACAACACUUUGUUGCUGCCAAUAUGAUUUCACCUGAAAUUCAAGAUUUGGUUUCCACCAUGCUACAGGACGCAGAAGAGCGACCUCAUCCAGAUGUCAUUGUUCAGCAUCCAUUUUUUACCUGCGGCUGGAUGCCCCAGGUUGAAGAGAUGAGCGCUGAUUUACUAGAGGAUCCUCCUAGGCCUGAUCAAUUCCCGUCAGUCGUUAUCAAACCUGGCAGGCCAAAUCCGUAUGCUCGAAGUCUCAAGAAAUUAUGUAUCAAGUGCGAAGUUGGUCCUUGGACUCCAAAGAAGCAGUACACCAGUCUCUAUAAGGAAUGCGCUUUAGAAGAGAAAGCCGGCCUCACUCCUCAUGUACCUCUGGCCGAGGAUAUUGUCUACCGUCCAUAUGCCGAAUGGAUCAGAGAACAAAACGAGCAACAUUUCGAAGAGAAAGCUGCAAUAGAGCCGGAGGUAUCUAGUACGGUUGUCGAAUCACUCAUUGCAGACAUUGCAGAUAUUGCAGAGUCGACCCUUGCGCCACUAGCUAAGAAGCCUGUAUCACAAAGAACAGUUUCACAAAUGGCUGUUAGUCAGAGUUUUGCCGCGCAACAACGCGUCAAAGAUCAGCCCUCAAAUACUGCUGCAUUGAGAGGUGUCCUUCCUCGACGACCUAACCAGAGAGAAACUAAGCUUAGAGAGACAGCCACUAGCACGAUUACGGAGAUCAAACCCCGUGGUAUUCUUAAGACGAAGACUAUUCCAUCUGUUCCACAAAUCUCUUCCGAAGCUGAAGGACGCCUUGCAGCUGAUCUGGUGGACGAAUUGAAAAAGGCUGACGAAGAACGAAAAACACAAGAACUGAAGAAGCAGCAUUCUACGAAGAAAGUUGUUUCGUUAUUCUCGCCUCAAGAGAAGUUGGAGUGGCUGCCAGGCAGUAAACCAGAUCACAUCCUUGAAGGCCUACAACGCCUUCAAGCAGAGCUAGAUCGAGCUCUAAACAGUAGAUCAAUCGCACCCACUCCCAAAUCUAGGCCACCGACACCUGCUAUAGUCGUCAAGUGGGUAGAUUAUACUAACAAAUAUGGGCUUGGAUAUAUUCUCAGCAACGGAAGCGUGGGUUGCGUCUUUAGGGAGACGCCUGCUGGUUCUCCGGAAAGUGAAGAUAAUGUCAUUGCUCCGUCUUGCAUUGUCAUUCGUGACGGAGAGAGGCAUCUAGCAAAUCGAACCAACAAAUCAUACGUACAUAGGCAUCAGAUUAUCCCAAUCUCAGGCCCAAACGUCGAAUUCUUUGAAAGUAAGGGUGAGAGGGGAAUGCUUCGUGGCUCGGUACCUGCAAAGACUUAUAGGGUUGCUGAAAGUACUGAGGGUCGGCCUGGGAGACUUCCUCUGGGAAUAGAUGCAUUUGAUAAUCGCAAACGGGAGAAGAUAUGUUUGUGGAAAAAGUUUGGUAACUAUAUGUUCGCAUAUGGUAGAGACGCCGACUAUCCUUACGAAUCCUGGACAGCCGGUCAGAACCCUGAAGCUACUGUGAACGGUACAGUUAUCACUUUUUAUCAGCGAUGGGGUGACGUCGGUUGUUGGGGAUUUAGUGACGGCCAUUUUCAAUUCAAUUUCCCUGAUCAUACUAAAGUCGUUCUUUCAGCAGAUGGAUUUUGGUGUGAUUUCUAUCACCUUUCUUUCGAAUGUGCACGAGAGCUUACUGAGAAGGGCACGCUUCCAUCGACUGCUCUCGAUGAGCGACAACACCUUUCCUAUCCACUUCAAACACUUCUGAACUUCAUGGCCAAACCAACGAGGACAGCAAAACCCACAAUACGCAAACGUCCUGAGAUUGAUCCAAUGAUCCAAGGUCUUCCCCAGGCGAAUGACUUUAGAAGAAAGGUUGAAUUCAUCAGAUGUGCGGUCAAAGAGUGGGUACAUAAUGGUGGUCUAGGAAUCAGUGAUAUGGAGCCUAAGACACGUUUACGAUGGAUGGGACAUCGAGAAAUUUAUGAUGAUAAGAAGCUCAAGCAUGUCUGGACAACGGUUGGGGGGCGCAAUGGAGAUGAGAGACGAGUUGCAUGGUACGAUCCUCGCAAACCGCAGGAGGUCAUUCUUGACGCCGAAGUUAAUGGAGUUAUGGUUGAAUGAUUGGGUCUUUGGUAUUUUCCAAAUUACGACGAAUAUCUUCAGUAUUAGACACGUUCAUGGCAGUAUCAUAACAACAUGGCUGGUGGGGAUCGGAGUUAUAUGGAGUAAUAAACCGACAUUUUGAGGAUUUGGAGUCGACGGCAUUCGUUGUGCAGCACAUGCACGGCGUUAUUCAUUCACCAGCAUGAAUGCAUUUUGGUUGCUGUACUUUUCAUUAUUUUUCAUUCAUCCAUCAAGUUCAAAUACCUUUUUGCAUGCAUAGCAUCUAGAUUUAGUUUUUCGUCCUUCAUGUAAUAUGAAGAUUGAUGAGCGAGCGGAGCUUCCUGGCUUUUUGUGUUGGUUUUUGGGUCCUGUUUCCAGUUGCUAGUUUCAACUGAGCUGGCGAAUUCUUCCCUCGUCGGAUGGUGGAAGGAAUUAAUUGCAGGAGUGGGUACUUAUACCCAGAUACCUUAUAAGUUCUUAGAUACUAAAUUAAUCAUAUACAUAAAGC
Sclerotinia trifoliorum is the source of this 4311-nucleotide messenger RNA. NCBI's taxonomy places the organism in Eukaryota, Fungi, Ascomycota, Leotiomycetes, Helotiales, Sclerotiniaceae. The record is from the annotation of a GenBank genome assembly.